AUGUCCUUGCGCAGGUCCACCAGGCGCCACCAGCACCCCGAUUCCGAACCCGAUUCCCAUUCCUCACCCUCGGCCACAGCCGCUACAUCGUUCUUCGACGCUCCUCGCGACCAAGGAGAAGUAGCUUUGACGGACCCCACUACGACGACGACGGCUACUCGAUCGACAAGGUGAGCCCUUCCCGUCCUAGCAUUAUCGUCAGCACCAGCCGCCCAGCGCACACCCCCCCUCGUCACCGUCGGCGUCAAGCGGUCAGCCGUCACCGGUUCGGCUUCGGUCUGUCCAAGCUCCUGUGUGGCGCCGCAACGGAAGCGUACGGGCAUGGCCGGGGCUCGAGGCCUGCUGUGAGCUUCCAGCGCUUUUUCACUGGCCAAAGUGGAUAUGACCGUGGAUGGUGUUCCAGCCGAGGCGCACACCCCCUACGCGUGUCAUCAUCGAAGGGUCCUACUCAAACCUCACCCAUCGCAUGCCUCAUUGCACUUGACACAACCCAGUUUGCUCCUCAAGGUACAUGCGACUGACAUUGAUAGACCCCACAGGUCUAAACGGUCUGUACAUACCCAGUCGUCAGCUUUGGCGUCAUCUGUCGCUUCCCACAACAGCUCGACCUCGUCCUCGUCCGCACCCACGACCGAGGAGACCCGCAGUACGACCACAGCAACGACCACGUCCCAGGCUUCGACCGUCGACGGCCCCUCCGCCAAAGCUCUUGGAAAACGUCGAGCCGUAUCACCCCCUCUUGCCGUCGAAGCCGAUUCGGCCGCCACUGUCAAGACUCGCGCUCGUAGCUCAAAGAGGCGCAAGGUGAACCGUAGCCGCAGUCCCGCCUCGAAGGACUCUACGAAAGGUAGGGCCGCCAAGAUUUCUUCGACCAAGUCCGAAAAGAAGGCCCUUCGUCGCUCUCGACGCUCGUUGACGAACCCCGCGACUAAAGCCGGAGCCGAAGCGGGUGACAACGAGGAGAUGCCACGCAAGGGAUCGCGCACCCGUCGAGCCGCCAAAGCCAAAGCCCGUGCCGCCGAGAACGACGACGAAGAUUUACUCGGCAGGGACGACGUCGACAUGGCGAUCGAUCAUGAUGAAGAGGAAAGGGAUGAAAGUGUUGCGGGAACCUCGACGUCGCCUUCAUCUUCGAGUCGGAGGAAGAAGGAGGCCAUGAAGGCGAGUACGUCCGUAGGAUCGUCGUCGGGUAAACGAUGGGGUGGGCCGCAGAUGGGUAAACAGGCGAGCGGGACGGGCAAGGCGACCACGUCAAAGGCCGAGCUCUCGCCCAAGACAUCGGUCAAGGGUCUGGGAAAGGGCUCGAUGGGCGCGCAAGAGCCUACGAUCACCGUUGAUCCUGUCGAUCCGCUCGAGGAUGAUCCCCAUGGACAGGAGGUUGAUGAGGAAGACGAUGACGACGACGAUGAUGAUGGCGAGGAGGAUUCUGAAGAUGAUGAUGCAGAAGAGGACGAUGACGACCAAUACGACGACGACGACCUCGAUGAGGAAGAGAUCGAUGACUACGAGACCACGCUCGGUGCCGACGGUAGGGUCUUUGACGAGGAAGGCUACAGUUCGGGAGGCGGGGAAUCGGAACUCCACGACCCACCGCAGACGUUCGAUGCCGAUGGGUCUCCCCUCGACGAAGCUGGAUCGGCGGUCGACCGUGCUGCUGCCGAAGCGGCGGCUGCGACGGCCGAUGCGGUCUUUUUCGGCGGUAUAGGCGGUGCGUUCCGGGCGCAAAUGGCUGAAGCGAGUGCACGGAUGAAGCGCCUCUUGGGCAGUCUCAAGUCCAAGAAAGGCGACGCCGACGCCAAGAUCAUGGCGCUGCAAGAACUCGCGGAGCUGCUCAGCAUCUCGACCGAGGAUACGUUGGCGGGUGGUUAUUUCCAGACGGAGCAAUUUGUUAAGGAGCUCGUUAGCAUCUUGCGUGGGGACUCGAACGGCGGUCGAUCGAGCUCGAGCGGUCUCGGUGCGGGUGGUAUGACGAUGGAAGAGAUGAUCGCGUUCGGAAUCGAGCCGAGCGAAUCGAUGGGAGCUGGUGGCGGUGGUGGCGAUACGACCGAGAACGACGUGCAAAUGAUGCUUCUCGCUUGCCGCUGUCUCGCCAACUUGAUGGAGGCGUUGCCAGGGAGCUCACAUUCGGUCGUCUACGCCGGUGCGGUCCCCGUGCUCUGCUCAAAACUGCAAGAGAUCCAGUACAUCGAGUUGGCCGAGCAAACGUUGAGCACGCUCGAGAAGAUCUCGGAAGAGAUGCCAUCGUCGAUCGUUCGCGAGGGGGGUCUGGCGGCGCUGCUCAAUUUCCUUGACUUCUUCUCGUUUCACGUCCAGCGCACGGCCGUCACCGCCGCAGCAAACUGUUGCCGUUCGGUGUCGCUGGAGUCGUUCUCGAUGGUCAAAGAUGUGAUGCCCAUCUUCAAGCAGACGCUCGGGUACCCUGACCAACGUCUCGUCGAACAAUCGUGCCUCGCCGUCGUGAGGAUCGUCGAGUCGUAUCGCUACUACCCCGAGAAACUUGAGGACUUGCUUUCGGCCGAUCUCUUGUCCGCCGUGCGCGUCUUACUCAACCCGGAUUGCACAACUGUCGGUGCAGGGACGUACACGCAAACGCUCAAGAUGCUCGCUACGGCCGCCAAGGCUAGCCCCGGUGUCGCAGCUACGCUCGUUGACCUCAACCUCGGUCAAACGAUCUACCAUCUUUUGACCGGCGUUGCCGCCCCCGAAUUCACCAACGAUGAAGGCGUCCAAGUCCUCUCCAAGACCAAAGCGGGAGAGGACGAUAUGCUCGUGAUGCAGAACCUUGUACAGCGACCGAAGGAACAGAUCCAAGAAACGCUCACUCUCGUUUGCGAGCUAUUGCCCCCGUUGCCCAAGGACGGUAUCUUUGAUCCCAAGGCGUACACGCAAAAGAACUCGUCGAGGUCCAAGGCGAAGCAGAGGAAUGUGGUGGAACGUGCGGCUUCGUCGUCGAGUUUGGUCGAUGUCAAGAUGGAGGCGAUGGAUGAUGAUACGACGAUGGCCUUCGCGGCUGGUUCCUCUACUUCCGCACCGUCUUCGUCGCGCUUGUCAGCAAGUACGUCUAUGUCGUCGUCGGGCAAACACGCCGUCCCCAAGGACGCCAACACCGUACAACGCCUCGAGAGCAUCGAAGACCCGACCCGCCAAGUCGUCCUUCGGCGCUUCUACGCUUUGCUCCUGCCGAUCCUCGUCGAUGUUUGCGCUGCUAGCGUCAAUCCUCAGGUUCGGACCAAGGCUGUACUGGGGUUGUGCAAGAUUAUUCAUUUCUGUGAUACGGAGAACCUGGCGGAGAUCCUGCAUGUGAGUGGUGGGCAUUCUCGAAGGGGCUGGCCAGGUGUUGCGAUCUGAUGCUGAGCAUGACCUUGAAUUUGUGUCUACAGACCGUCUCGAUGGCCUCGUUCCUCGCUGCGAUCCUCUCGUCGCGCGAUCAGACACCUUUGCGCUUACUGGCCCUGCAGCUCGUCGACUUGUUGCUCGUCAAGAUGCCAGACGCGUACCAGUACUUUUUCCGGCGCGAAGGUGUCAUGCACGAGCUCGAACAGAUCGCCGCUUCGCCCAUCCUUGUACCGCCAAAGUCGAAACAUGCCUCACCGGCACGUACCCCCAAGGAGGAACCUGGUGUCAGUUCAUCGAGUAAUGCUCCUUCGGGUCUAUGGCGCGCGUUGGCCCAGCACGCUUCCUCGUCCAGCGCUGCGUCGACGACCACGGCUGGAACGACACCUACCAGUCUGCUUUCGACGGCGGAGAUGCAAGGACAAGAUCUGAUCACUUACCGAGCUCGGCACCUGCGAAAUGAGUAUGGCAGCACCGAGUCUGAAUCCGCCGUGCGAGCUCAACAGGCGCUGGAGAACUUGAGGUUGCUCGUCAAAGAACUGGAUGCAUUCACCGCCUCCUCGUCUUCGGGAUCGCCACCACGCGCGUCGCCCAGGUCGGUGUCGAAGCAUGAGGCGGAAAUCACUCGCGUCUUGUCCCGCGUCGCAAGUCAUUUCGUCGAUGAACUCACGGCGCUAUCGAGUUUCGAACUACAAGAAAGCGGCCUCGUCGAAGGUUUACUCCGCUUUGCCACCGCUGAAACAGGUCUCGUGGACAAGCGUCGUCGACACGACUUGUUCGUCGAUGCGUUCGUCAGGUCCGAUGUCGAGACACCGGCUUUUGCGUUGCUUGUUAAGCGCUUGCAAGAGACUUUGAGUCGGAUGGAAGAGUUUGAGGUCCUUUUGGCGAGUUCGAAUGCGACAGAUGGUGAGUGUGAGCAUACCGUUUCGUGGGAACUGUCGCAUCGUGCUCUCGUGCUGAUCUUGGGUGACCUACGCACAGCCGAAUCGCGUCGCAACGGUCCUGCUAUGCUGGCGCGGCAACUCAAGCUCCGCCUCGUCGCCGAAGAUGGCUCGGACGUGCCAAGAUCAUGCAGCAACAUCGUCGUCUCGAUUCACGCGAUCGCGACCUUCCAAGCCUUCAACGACUACUUGCGGCCUCGCAUCGUCGCUGCAACGACACUCUCGGAUCGACUUGGUCUCGCUAACGCCAGCACCAGUGCACCAGCUUCUGGAGCGGGUACGGGGAAUGGCGCGAAUAGGCUCAGUGGCUUCCUUGCGGCUUUCGCUGCUGCAAAUGGAAUCUCUCCGCCUUCUUCUCCUGUCCCGGCUGCUUCGACGUCGCAGUCCACCAGUGCGAUGGCCAGCGGGUCAGCGAACCGGCUCUCAUCCAGUCUUGGCAACAACGCUUCAGCUUCGACUUCGACGAACAAUCCUCUCGCGGGGUCGGCGAACGCCGUCUCUACGCCCAAGUCCAAGGCUACGGCACCGCCGAUCGGACAUCGUCGAAGUCGAAGGUUGAGCGGUAAGGGUGUCGACACGAGCGAGGCUGCGGCUGGCGAAGCGGCUGAUCAAGAGAUGCGCGAUGCGUCCAAGGACGAUGAGUUGUGCAUCGACAACCCGUCUGCGGAGGGUGCAGAGGAACAUACGGAAGAGGAGAAAGAGACUGACCACGAUGAUGAUGAGAAUGAGGAGGACGAUGAAGAUGAUAACGAGGAUGAGCAAGGAGCCUUCCCCGACGAGCUCGACCCCGUUGCUGCCCCACGCGACGAACGACCGGUCAAUCUAGAAGUCGCCGACGAUGGGUCCAAGGUAAUUGCCAAGACGCCAGACGGUACGCGGGUGGCCACCCCGACGCUGGGCAACUCGGCUAGCACACCCCGGGCGACCCCGACGACAUCGCAGGCUCCCAAGCCCCGUGCCUCGUACGCCGCCGCCGUCAAGUCCGAACCGACCGAUUUCCACCUCGCCUUCUCCGUCGGUGGUCGCGAUGUUGGCCACGAUACGACCAUCUUUGGUGCGAUCCAUGCGAUCGAGGUUGCCAACUCGGGUACAGCAUCGUCCGAAGUGCCCCGCAACCUGUGGCACGCGAUCCAUGAGGUGCGCUUCCGCCGCGUUGCUGGCCCACCUCGCCCCGAAGCGGCGCUGCAGUCGCUGGCUCAGCAAUCCUUCACCCACGAUUCGAUCAUGACGGACAUGCCCGCGUCAGUCCCGAGGCAGAGUCGACAGGCCAAGAUCCUGCAGUUGCUCUGGGUCUUGCACCAGCUCAACUCGGACUGCUUCGAGACGGUCGAGGACGGUCGGUCGGCGUUACCCGAAGUGGCUUUCGUCAACAACAAGCUCACGGCCAAGCUCAAUCGACAACUUGAGGAACCAAUGAUCGUCGCUUCGGCUUGUCUUCCGGCCUGGGCAACGGAUCUGCCGCAGGCGUUCCCGUUCUUGUUCCCUUUCGACACACGCUUCGUCUUUCUCCAAUCGACGGCGUUCGGCUAUGCUCGACUGGUACAGAAAUGGGUCGUCCAAGCUCGUUCCGAAUCAUCGAGAAGGGACGAGAAUCUCGGUUUACUCGCUCGCGUCAAUCGACAAAAAGUACGCAUCGCGCGUGAUCGUGUCUUGGAAUCGACGCACAAGGUCUUUGAGCUAUACGGCUCCUCGCGCGCCGCUCUUGAAGUCGAGUUCUUUGAUGAAGUCGGUAGCGGUUUAGGUCCGACACUCGAAUUUUACGCCCUUGCUUCAAAGGAGUUCGCGCGCAAGAAUCUGCGUCUCUGGCGCGACAAUGACGGUCAUGACGAUGCGAGCUCGACCUACGUCCACAGCCCGACGGGUCUGUUCCCUCGUCCGAUUAAGGACACCAUUUCGGAUUCGAACGCCAAGGUGUUGAAGCAUUUCCGCGUGUUGGGUCAAUUCGUUGCCAAGGCCAUGAUGGAUUCGCGUAUCAUCGACGUGCAUUUCAGUCGGUCGUUCAUGAAGCUGGUGCUCGAUCAGGAGUUGCCGCUGGCGAUUGCGAGUGUCAGGGUGAGUGAUUGGGGCCUCGAAAAAGCCUUCAUUGUGCAGUGUGCUGAUGUAUUUCACUUCCCAUUCGCUCGGGUUUUGCAGUCCAUCGACCGGGGUCUCGCCAAAUCACUCUCGAUCCUGCAAGACUUUGUCGACGCGAGACGAGCGAUCCUCGACGACGACACCAAGUCCGAGGUUGAGCAACAAUCCGCGAUCGAAGCGAUUACCGUACAUGGUAGCUCGAUCGUCGAUCUCGCACUCGACUUUACGUUGCCUGGCUACGACAUUGCUCUCAAGCCCGAAGGGGACUCGAUCUCGGUUACGGCCGACAACGUCGAGGAGUACAUCUCUCUCGUACUGGAAUGGACGCUCCGCCGCGGAGUUGCCUCCCAAGUCUCGGAAUUUCAAACCGGUUUCUCCGCCGUCUUCCCCGUCCGAGAUAUGCAAUCUUUCACACCUAGCGAACUGGUGAUGAUGACCAGCGCCUUGCAAGAGGAUUGGUCGAUCGAGGGCUUGACGAGCGCGACCAAGGCCGAUCAUGGGUUCACGAUGGACAGUCGACCUGUGAGGGAUUUGUUAUCGGUCAUGUCGGAGUUGUCGUUGGAGGAUAGGAGGGUGUUUUUGUCGUUCAUUACUGGGUCGUGAGUCUUCUCUAGUCGCCUUUGUUUUGGCUCACGCGAUAAUGGACUGACCCCUGCCAUCCUACUUCACAGACCUCGUCUACCCAUUGGAGGCUUCGCCGCCUUGUCCCCAACCUUGACAAUUGUCCGCAAAGACGGCGGUGACCCCUCCUUACCCAGUGUCAUGACCUGCGUCAACUACUUCAAGUUGCCCGACUACACCUCGCGCCAGAUCGUCAAGGAGAGGAUCAUGACCGCCAUUCGAGAGGGUGGGGGAGGGUUCCACCUCUCGUGA
Microbotryum saponariae is the source of this 7220-nucleotide messenger RNA. NCBI's taxonomy places the organism in Eukaryota, Fungi, Basidiomycota, Microbotryomycetes, Microbotryales, Microbotryaceae. The record is from the annotation of a GenBank genome assembly.